AUGGAAGCAUCGCCGCAUCGACCAUUGCACGAGGACGCACACACGACAUCACAAUCAUUGAUCCGUCCGCCACCACAGCAGCAAGAGUCGGCAAGGAAAGCGCGAAGCGAGAGACCUGCUGCAUCCCUCAGGUCCACGCCUCCGGCAUCCCUCAGGCACACGGGAUAUGACAGACGACUGGCGUUGUCACCCGUUUUACCUGCCGAUGAUGAGGAGGACCUCACCCCAUCCACGAACGACGCCGCACCCUUGCCCUCCGACUAUCUCUUGAGCCCGGUCCAAUCGUCAACGGGAUCGACAGCACAAACAACGACAGCAACCAUCCAUCGCACUAUUCCGCCGCCACUUGUGGCUGGCCAAUACCAGGAGGUUGAACAACCCUCCACUGGUGAAGAAGACGCUGCAGGUUCGAUGGCCGAUUCGCGACAAGAGCGUGAACUUGACAUUGAUUCGGCGGCCGAGGAAGAAGUCACCGGUUCGAACGAUGAAGACGCUGAGCUGCAUCUGAACGAUGGAGAUGCUAAGCUGCAUCAGGAGGUGGACCCGGCGGCCGAGGAAGAAACCACCGGUCUGGACGAUGAAGGUGCUGGGCUUCAUCAGAAGGAGGAUCCGGUGGUGGAACAAAACGCCGAUUUGGCUGAAAAUGCUGACCGAGACUUCCACCAAGGAAAAAGAUCGGUGGCGAAGCCAGACACUAGUCUGAACGAUGAAGACGCCGCCCUGCAUCAAGAGGCGAAUUCACUACGCAGAAAUUUCGUGCGAGGCAAAGAGUCGGGGUUGUUUCAGCGUACCAUGUCCGAGGACUUUCAACGCAAGAGGUCCAAAUUCGAGCGAAACCAUGAAUUGACCCAGCGAGCCCAGUCCCUGGAUUCUGGCACCAUCCAUCCGCAGCAGCAGUCGAAGAUUCACCGAGACAUCCCACUAUCCGAUGAGCGAGGAAAGAAUCAUGGCAUUACUCUAACCCUCGUGGAGUGUCUCGUCAUCUGCCUCUGCGUCAUGGACGUGCUGGGGUCCAUCGUUUCGAGAAACCUCUACCUUCCCGGGUGCUUCUCCCACCGCCAUCAAUUUAUCCACCGCUUCUACGGCCGCAGUGGUACCGUCAAACACGAAGAGUCGGUCUUCUCCACUCCUGUAGCGGGCUUUGUCCCGAUCACGAUGACGACGGCGACGACGGAUGGCAUCAACUAUAUCAGGAGUCCGUGGAGUUCGAUCUCCGUCCAAGAGCCCUCGUCAAUCGGCACCAUGGAGCUCGCGCAGCGGCUGAACACGGUGAUGAGUACACACCGAGGACUCCUCAAAAAGCAGCACCAGGUGCAGGACAUGUCGGAAGAUGCCCUCGCUCGGCAACACCGGUCCCUCCAGCAAAUGGACUUGACCGUCGAGAACAUGCUAGUGUUGCACGGAGCCGGGCUGGACGAUGACGGGAGUGCUGCUCGGCGGGAAGAAAUUCGAGCGCAAUUGUUGAGCAUGUUGGACCCGUUGAGUUUGUGGGGAAGCGAGGGCGGCGGCGUCGCCGUCGAGGUGAUGAAUUCGCUGUGUGCAGGAGUACUUGCAAUUCGUCAGUUAGUGGGAAUAAUGGUCGUGCUCCGCCUCGCAUCUUCUGGGAUGCAGACGAAGUAA
Messenger RNA from Zymoseptoria tritici IPO323, 1620 nucleotides. RefSeq lists its product as uncharacterized. The transcript is spliced from 3 exons. Bases 1 to 1620 code for a protein of 539 amino acids. Lineage: Eukaryota; Fungi; Ascomycota; Dothideomycetes; Mycosphaerellales; Mycosphaerellaceae. The record is from RefSeq and is a predicted model, not a curated record.